Messenger RNA from Suillus discolor, 1252 nucleotides. RefSeq lists its product as uncharacterized. NCBI's taxonomy places the organism in Eukaryota, Fungi, Basidiomycota, Agaricomycetes, Boletales, Suillaceae. The coding region runs from base 147 to 1016 and encodes 289 amino acids. The transcript has 15 exons. The record is from RefSeq and is a predicted model, not a curated record.
GGGGAUAUUUGCCGGAAGUCACCGUUCUCCACACUGCCAGUUGCCCCAUAGAAAUUAGACAGGGUUAUCUCCCCUUCUCGCCUCUGCAAGACAAAGCGACGGACAAGUAGCUAGCGGCGAUUUACAGACACAGACACAGCAGCCGAAUGGUCAACUGGUCGGAUUCCAGUGUCAUCUCGAAAUGCAGCAGUAUUGUAGAGCACACUAAUUUCUUAUGUCUUGGUAUGUACAUGUGGGAGUACACAGGAUCAUGGCAAGUUGAACUUGCUUUGAUUUGCAAACGCAUACCACCUAGAUGGCCUCUAGUAAGCAGCAGUUUGUAUACUUGUCCAUUGUCACGGAAAUGUCAAUCUCAUCAGCUACCCUACAUCACCGGUCGUAUUCUUCUUCUGUCGUCCAUGGCUUUGAUCCCGGUCCCUCCUAGUGUGGAUUGCCACAGCGCUUUUUUGGCCUUUUCUUUUGCAGGAAAUGCAUCCAUUGGUUGUUCUUCCUUGAACUUAAUGCUACGACCAUUCAUAAUCUGGAGAGCAUUCAGAUGUGUCCGUAUAUUUCUGGUCUUAGCCACGGUUGGCCACUGGAUCAUCCUGUUACGGGUAAUGGUUGCCUUCUCCGUCAUGAAAGUGAACGGGGGUUGUGGCUUCAUGGUCAUUGACCAUACUGAUAUGACCACUAUAUUUGUCUACACGAUGGCUUAUGAUAUACUGGCGCUUGUCUUGACUAUAAUCGGCCUUCGAAAUAUGCCAUCGUCUAAUGAAUUGUGGAAAGUGUUGUGCAAACAGGGGUUAACAUAUGUCCUGAUCACCUGCGUGGCAAAUAUCAUACCAGCCGCUGUGGCUUCUCUGAAUCUGAAUACUGCCAUGAACGUUAUAUUUGCGAUGCCGGCAUCUGCUAUCAGCACUGUCGCAUCGGGUCGAAUAGUUGUUGCCUUCCUAGACCUAAAGUCAAGCUCCUGCGGUGGAGAAGACAUAAGUAGUCGAGAUGUACCACUUACCACCGUGGUGACACUGCCCACGUGAGUUCUUGUUAUGAAUUUUACUUUUAUUGGAUGAUGGACAUGGCACACAGUGGAUCCUCUAUGGAUGCCCCAAACCUCGUAUGAUGUUUGGGACCGGAUCGAUCCGUCAGUUUCUGAUGGAAAACUUGGGGAAGCGGUUCAUUGACAACGGUAUAGUACGGCCGCCUUCACAUAGCUGGCCACGGGUUUGGGGUAAAAAAGAAGGCAUCAGUAGUACGACAUUGUCAAGAUAGCGAA